Anguilla rostrata (American eel) is the source of this 2199-nucleotide messenger RNA. It is a transcript of the gene vstm4b, whose product is annotated as V-set and transmembrane domain containing 4b. The coding region runs from base 153 to 1112 and encodes 319 amino acids. The transcript has 8 exons. Gene Ontology annotation, cellular component: membrane. The record is from RefSeq and is a predicted model, not a curated record. NCBI's taxonomy places the organism in Eukaryota, Metazoa, Chordata, Actinopteri, Anguilliformes, Anguillidae.
GAGCUCUGGGAGGGAUAGGGUGUUUCUAACUGGGAACAGAGCGGGCCCUGUUUCAUAUUACACACUGAAAAGGGGCGAAAAGAAGAGAAGUCCCGGGACUCCUUUCUCCGGAGCCGUUUAGCGGAGGUUUAUGGAGCCCGUCCGUCGGAAAAAUGAAAAUCUCCUCGGUGGUCAUAGUUCUCCUGACUAGAGCUUUCCUCGGAGAGCUGUGCCAGGCCCUGAAUGUCACCAUCACCCCCGGCCCGGUCGCCAUGUCACUGGAGCGGGAGAACAUCACGCUCUCCUGCCAGGUCUCCCAGAAGAGGAAAGCCAACAGCGUGCUGGUGGUGCGCUGGCUGUUCUCAGCAGGGGGUGUGGGUGUGGAACAGCUCAUCGUCAAGCUCAACAUGAAGAGGGCCAAGUACUACGGAAACUACACCAAGCGCUUUGGCCGACCGAAGCUGAAGCUCUUCGAGGCCAAGCAGGGCAGGACUUACAACCUGCUGGUCCUGAACAUUUCCGAGGAGGACAGGGGCCUUUACAUCUGCAGGGUGCAGGAGAUCCGGAAGAACCAGAACCGAUGGAGGUCCGCCUCCAAUGGCACGGCCGCCACAGAGUUAAGAGUGCAUGUCCUACCAGACACGAAAGGCAAAGAGGGAAUAUGGCAACUGUUUGAAGAUGUGUACCUGUGCGCUGUGCUAAUCUGCUCCAUCGGACUCCUGUGCAUGUGCCUGUUCACUGUGGUCAUCACCUGCCAGUACCUUCACAGGAAACAGAGGACAAAAACCAGUUACUAUUUGGUCAAGUGUCCUCAAAGCAGUUCGGGGGAGACAGUCACCAGCGUGGUCAGUUCAUCGCCUGUGAUCCCCAAGAAAAAGAAGAAAUACAAAAAGAAAACAUUCCAAGAAGACAAAGAGACACCGCCUGCAAUACCUGCAAAAGCCCCCAUUGCAGAGAGACUGCGGAAGCCUAAGCUUUUAAAGGCACAGCCCAGAAAAGUUGUUUUGCCAAAGAUAGCAGAGGAGAGCCUGAUGUAUGCGGAGCUGGAACUGGGGAAGCCCCUCCCCGAGACGAAAGCAGCCUGUACGGGGACCGUGUACGCCCAGAUUCUCUUUGAGGAGAAACAGCUGUAAAAACAAAUCUGGAUCAGAACUGCAUUAAGACUAACGAAUGGAGGGCGAGGCCUCAUGAACCCUGGAAUGGCUGGAGUUUAGGCCCUGUUUACAUUCGUCUUUUAAUGAGACAUUUACAUACGAUUUCAGAUUUCAUAAACCCAAUAUGGGACACAUUUUGACAAUUGCGGUGUAAACACAAGGAAGCACAUAUGAAUCUUCUGGAGGUAUAUACACGAAAUCACUCUGGAGACAGUGUGGGUCUGAUUCCAGUGCAAUCGGGCUUGAAUAUAAAUGUUCCAGCCCAUGUCUUCUCCUGUCAAAAAACAUUCUACCGACAAAUACUGUAGCAUCCAAUAAUAAUAAUAGUGUGGGAUUCAGCUCUGUUGUAGAACUGGUCAUCAGGUCAGAUGGAAUAUGUGUGUAUCUUCUGAAUGCAACAACUAAGAGAAAUGUGAGCUUGCUUAUUUUAUAAAUCAUUUGGAAACAUAGGACCACCUAUCUCAAAUACAUAGAAAUAGAGUUGGUCAACUUGAUCAGAUUUGUGUGAAAACAAGGCCUCUCCUGCCACACCAUUCACACCAAAGCUGCCUAUUUAUAAGAUAAUGUACAUUGUAUUAUUAUGUUUGCAUUUUUAACAUUUCUGUAUUUCCCAAUUUAAAUGGACUUUGGGAGGUUUAUGCUGUAUUUUUGCUGAAUGCUUUUUUAUUUCAAAUUAUUGCUGCACACAAUGAUUCUUGGAAAUCUGCAAAAAAAGACAGGAUCUGAUUUUUAGUUAGCUAUAAAGACAACCUAAUGAGCAAUAACACAAUUUCAUAAGUACGUUCUCAUGUUCUGACCAGCCCAGCACUGGGCAACAUUCACCCCAUUCCUACAUGUAUUCUUAUUCCAUAUAGCUGUGCGUAAACAAUAUUUUAUCAUGAACUCUAAAUCAAACUGUCUGCACUCUACAUCAAACUCAAAAUCAAACCUAAACUGUUUUGAAAAAAAUGUAUUGUUCUUUUCUUACAGAUUGUAUUUCAGUUUUCCAUUUGUAUUUUUUUGUAUUUUUAUUUGUUUUUUACAAUUUAGAAUAUUGUCCAUAAAACUGAAUUGCAGUAAUGCCUUA